This is a messenger RNA of Nicrophorus vespilloides, 1639 nucleotides long. It is a transcript of the gene qm, whose product is annotated as geranylgeranyl pyrophosphate synthase. NCBI's taxonomy places the organism in Eukaryota, Metazoa, Arthropoda, Insecta, Coleoptera, Silphidae. The coding region runs from base 145 to 1032 and encodes 295 amino acids. The record is from RefSeq and is a predicted model, not a curated record. Gene Ontology annotation, molecular function: prenyltransferase activity. The transcript has 8 exons. Gene Ontology annotation, biological process: isoprenoid biosynthetic process.
UAUACAGAUAAAUGACUUAUUAUGAUAAAAUAAAUAUAAAAGCUACUUGUUGUUGCAGUUUGUCAUUACUGCAGUAUAAGGUGUUGUUAUAAGUGGCAACACAUAUUAUAGGUUCAAUUCUACAUAUAGUUCAUAUACUACAAAAUGGAUAUUGGAAGUAAUGAGUAUGAUGAGAAAUUGCUGUUGCCCUUAACUUAUAUAUCAGGGGUUCCUGGAAAAAAUAUUAGAUCAAAGUUGGCCAGAGCCUUCAACCACUGGUUUAAUAUAUCUGAGGAUAUUUUGGAGGAUAUAGAGGAAAUUAUCCAGACACUGCACAAUGCAAGUUUAGUAUUAGAUGAUAUUGAAGACAAUUCAAUCCUACGAAGAGGAGUGCCUGUGGCUCACAAAAUCUAUGGUGUUCCCAGUUCUAUUAAUGCAGCAAAUUAUGCCAUAUUUUUGGCUUUGGAGAAGUGUUCCAAGUUGAACCAUCCAGAUGCCACUAAAGUAUUCAUAGAGCAAUUGUUGGAGUUGCACCGGGGUCAGGGUAUGGAAAUUUAUUGGAGAGAUAAUUUCAAGUGUCCAACAGAGGAAGAGUAUUGUGAAAUGACCAAAAAAAAAACUGGUGGGUUGUUUAUGUUAGCAAUAAGGUUGAUGCAGCUUUUUAGCUCAAAUAAGAGAGAUGUUUCCAAAUUAACAGGAAUUUUAGGUUUAUAUUUUCAAAUUCGCGAUGAUUAUAUAAAUUUAUGUUCGAAGGAUUAUCAUAUGAACAAGAGUUACUGUGAGGAUUUGACGGAGGGCAAAUUUAGUUUUCCUAUCAUUCACGCUAUACACAAGGAGCAAGGUGAUAGCCGCGUUAUGCAUAUACUUAGGCAGCGCACUACUGACAAUGAGGUGAAGAAGUAUUGCGUAACGAUUUUGGAGAAUUGCGGCAGCUUCGAGUACACUAAAAAAAAACUGGCCGAUCUGGAUGGUGAAGCACGAGAGGAGGUCAAGUCUUUGGGUGAUAAUCCUUACAUGGAAGCUUUCCUAACCAACGUCUUUAAAACGGAUUAAUGGUUCUCUUCAAACAUCACAUAUUUUUUAUUCCACUUGGUUAUUAUUUAAAUCUAGUCUAAUAUGCGUAUAUCAAUUGGUGGGAUUUUGUUAUAGUUUGCAUUCCAGUUGUAAAAAUAUAGAUAUAUAUGCUGCUUUUAUACAUAAAUAAUAAACCAACAAUAUUAAUUACAUUUCUUUUUCACACUCAUUAUUUUCAUUUUUAUAAAUGUUGAUGAUCAACAUUACCAUUAUCUUUGAUUUGAAAAGAAGAAUUGCGCAGAAUAAUUUGGAUAGACUUCGGACAGGGUCGCAUUAAAACGCCAGUUAAAUAAAUACUGAUAAGGGUUGAGGGAGUUUUAACUACUGAACCAAAAAAUACAAUGUUUUAAUUGCUGGUCGUCCUCAUUACCCCAAAGUAUCUGCUUCUACCUCAUUUGGGAUAAAUUUCGACGGUUCCCCGGUCCUUGAGUUAAUGGGAUUGUAUAAUUAAAUAGUUAAGGACUAUAGACUUAUUUGUUUACUGAUUGCCUUCUUCCCAAUCUUAUGCAAGUGCAGUUCGAUAACUAUCACAUUAAUUGAUAUUUCUUUAUGAAAAAUACUAACGUCAUCUUUCAUUACUCGAAAC